Molecule: messenger RNA, 5435 nt
Organism: Leptopilina boulardi
Lineage: Eukaryota; Metazoa; Arthropoda; Insecta; Hymenoptera; Figitidae
Exons: 7
Coding region: 49-1587 (512 amino acids)
Source: RefSeq, a predicted model, not a curated record
UGCGCCGCCGGUGGCCGGUUUCGGGGGUUGACUCGCGCCGUGGGGGCGAUGAGCGCACUUCUCUUCGCCCUGAGACUGACCUGCUGCUGUUUCUGGCUGGUUUGCAUCGUCUUCCUGAUUCGCCCAUCCUGCGGCCUGCCGGAUCAGGAGCAGGUCCAUCAUCAUCAUCGACGCAAUCUCAACGUGAAUAAUAAUAAUAAUAAUAAUAAUAAUUUUAAUAACGUUAAGAAUAACAAUAAUAAUAAUAAUUAUAAUAAUAAUAACAAUAAUAAUAAUAAUAAUAAUAAUAAUAAUGACGCCAACACCGCCGCCGCCUCCUCGUCACUAUUGUCGGGUAUCCUGGCCGACGUUAACGUCUACGACAACAAUGACGACGAUGAAGAUGAGAUCGAUGAGGAUAUCCUCGCGGGAAACAUUACGACAGAAAACGGCAAAUACUUGGGCUCGCCAUGUAACCUCACAUGCAAUCCAUUAUUACAACACGUUUUCUGUGACUCCAUCACUCACAGGUGUGAGUGCGAGAAACUUUACCCUGUGCGCCUCGGGCCUAGCAAGGGAUGUGCCAAACCGAAAAAACUCGGUGAACAAUGUUUUUAUCGAGCUAGUUGUACGUUCGCUGAUCAACACUCAACGUGUACGCAAGUUCAACACAAUGCAGUGUGCGAUUGUGAGGAAGGAUAUCAUAGGGUCGCCUUGUCAAGACCUAAUAAGAAAGUAUUUUGCGCCGAAGAUUUGGUGCUGAUAAAAACGGAUUUCCCGACACUUCUUGGAGUUGCAGCGGGCCUAGCAGUAUUCACAUUUUUAAUAUGCUUUGUGCUGAAAUUAUUCAGUUCAACAAGAUACACAAGGCCGAGACAUUUCGCCAAUGCAAAUCAUGCACCACCAAUGCUCUUUUCCAGUGAUACAGGUGACGUACUUCAUGGAGAACGACCAUCGUCACGUUCGAGUCAAAGAAGUAGCGGUGGUACAUUAAAUUUCACGAGAAGGCCAAGUAGUGCAGGAAGUCGUGGUCCAUUGGUUCCAGCAUCCAGAGCAGGUGCGGCUCGUGCCGCCGCCAUCUUGCUGAUUUCAUGUCAUCGGCAGUCGACCAAGGGCGGCAACAAACAUCGUCGAGCCCUUAGUGACGUUGCUGAGGGAUCGUCAGACGGCCUCGGUUCACGUCGACCAAGUUUGGCAUCACUUCACAGUACGGGUUCAUCAGCGAGAAGUUUUAGCGCACGACGACUGGAACGAGAGCGAAAUGAUAAGGAACAAAGACAGGCUCUUCAAGAGUUGAGGUUAACGAAACAAAGGGAGCAACAACAACAACAACAACAGCAGCAGCAGCAACAACAACAAGUUGCUCCAACACCAAGUCCACGAACUCCACAUUCAACAGACGAACUUUUACCAUCGGUUGAAGAAGGAAAAGAACUAUUUUAUAAUGAGCAAAUACCAACGACUUCCGGUACUUCAGGAACGGCAAGUACAACAACGAGAACCGCUAAUAAUGCAGUUAAAGAAGUUACACCUGCCACCAUUCCACCGUUGUUCGAUAAUGAAGUCGCAAUCUGUAUGACAAAUGACAUAUUUCAAUAUGAUAAAUGAUGAUAGCCUAUCGAUAAAAACGAAUCGAAAUUUUUCAGGUAGCUUUUUCAAAAAAAAAGAAAGAAAACAAAUUAUAAGGUAUAAAGAAGUUGCCUAGUAUCAGGACAUUAUAUAUAUAUGAUACAAAAUUCGAUAAAGUAUACAUAAUAAUAUUAAAAUAAUAAUUAUAAUAAUAAUAAUAAAAAUAACAAUAAAAAUAAAAGUAAUAAUAAUAAUAAUAAUAAUAAUAAUAAUAAUAAUAAUGUGCGUUUCAUAAUUAAUAUGCAUUAAUAACUUUAUGGAAUGACUCACGCUGCAAAUUUUUGCUCUAGUCAAAACUCACAUUUUCUUUUCUUUUUUUUAUUGUAACCUUUCUUUAUAAUUUUAAUUUUUUUUUUUUUUUUUUUUUGACCUACAAUUUAUCAAAACAAAAAGGAAUUGAUAAUUAAUUUAUUGAAAAAAAAAUUUCCUAAUCCUUAUAAAAAAAAAAGUUCCCUAAUUAUAAAAUUCUUUUCUAAAUAAUUAAAAUCUUUAUAAUUGCAAUUCUAUAAUUAUUUUAUCUGUGACAAUUUUUUUUUUAAAUCAUGAAAAAAAUGAAAUAGUUAUUUGCCUUGAGAAAUUGUGAGAUAAAUAUUACAGCAGCGUUCGCUGUAAUGAAAAAUAAAAUAAAAAAAAAAAAAAAAACAAGUGAAGUAGCUAAGUCAUAAGUAUAUUUAAAGCCGCGGUGCGCCUAUUUUAUAUUUUUCGAUUUACACAGCAUGUGCAUAUUUUUUCUGUGAUAUUUCCAUGUGUAAAUGUGAAGAAUGCAUCAUUUUUUGUUUUUUUCAUAUAAUUUCAAAUUUUCCCUUGUAAAUUCAUAUAUUCAAACAAUAUCAAAAUAAUUGAUUUUUUUUAAAUUAGAAAAAAAAAAAAUUUCUUAUACCCCCCCUUAAAAAAAAAAAAUGAAAAGUUUUAAUUUAAAAAAAUUCUAAUUAAUCAUUAAUUUAAUUGGCGCGAAUUAUAUUAUAAAAAUUAUUUAUGACAACAAAAAAAAUUAUAAAAAUAAAAUGAAAAAAAAUUUUCUAUUAAAAUUUCACGAUUACAAAAGACGUGUGACAUAAGAUAUAAUUUUCUCACACUAAAAUACACGAUUAUGUAAUAUAUAUAUAUAUAUAUAUAUAUAUAUAUAUAUAUAUUUGUAUAUAUAUACGUAACGUGUUUAUAAAACGUGUGAAUAACAACUUUUAAAAAAAAUCGAAACAUGAUUAUUGCACAAUUAUUUUUGAGCAAUGGUUGAGAAUUAUUGUUCAGUCAAUAAUAAAAAAAAAUGAACAAAAAAUGAAAAAAAAUCCUUUCAACGAAUAACAGAAUCGAAAACACGAGGCUGUAUAUUUUACCCUUUUUAAAUUACGAAAUGUUUGUAUAUUGAAACAAAUGUCAUUGAAUGAAUCUAAAAUGCUCGAAGUCCGGCGAUUGAAUUUUUUCCGCUCCCCGGCACCUAUAUAUUAUGAUAAAUAAUAUAUAUUGAGAAAAAAAACCGCGAUUAUAUGCUGUAUAUCCAUGUCGUGUUCCUUUCAAAUUAUAAUUUUCGCGAUAUUCAUAUUAUAUUGCUCAACCUUGCCUUUCGCCACUUCCUUCCUGUAUCUGUAUACAUACUACAUAUAUGUAUAAAAUAUUUUAUAAUCUGUAAAUAAUUGUUCAAAACUAGAUAAUCAUUAUGUCAAUUCAUUGAAUUUUUUUUUCAUUUAAUUCAUUUUUAUAAUUUUAUUAAUUUAUUAACUUAUUUUAUUAAUUUCCUUAAUUUUUUUUUUUUUUGUAAAAAGAACAAGAAAAUAUGCAUUGGUUUUAAAAAUAAAAAUUUUUUUUUAAAUUUCAAUGAGAGCGGAAAUUAAAAGAUAGCUCAGUGGUAAGAGUACUCUACCGACAAAGAAACGACGUUGCGUUCGAAUCCUGCUACAAGAAAACAAAUUUUUAUUUAUAUUUAUUUGAAAAUAAAUUAAUUAAUAGAAAUUAUCUAAAUUUAAUUUAGUAAAAGUAAUUUUUACAGUGAAAAAAAUACCGAUUUUAUUUACAAAAAUAAAAAAAAUAGAUUAUAAUUAUUAAUUAAAUGAUAUAAUUAAAUAUAUACAUUAAAUUUAUAAGCUUAUCAUUAAAGUCUUGCUUAAAGGAUUUAAAAAAAAGCAUAUAAUAUAUAUUCUAUUUGAUUGUUAUAAAUUGGUAUAUAUAAUGAAAUUAUUAAUAUGAAGGAAUUUAAAAUAGUAAGAAAAUCAUCUCUAUGAACGUCCUCACUUCAUCCUUCCUAAAAAUAAAUAAAUGAGCAUUAAAGUAAAAAAUAUAAUACGUAAUUGAGAAGUGGAACAUAAUUUAUAAAUUUAAAAAAAAAUCGUUUAUUAUAGAAAAUAAGUCUGCAAAUAUGGAAACCCCAUUGAAUCUAUCCAGGCAUCCAUUUUUCACCCCUAUUUGCCAAUAUGUGCCUAUGGUAUAUUAAAAUUAUUUAUUAUAUUUAUCAUUUAUUUAUUUAUAAAUGACAAAAAAUUAAUUAAUAUUAUAAUUAUUACAAAAUCAAUUUUUUUAAAUAAUUGCAAUUAAUUAUAAUUAUGAUCAAUGAUUUUAAUUUAUCAAUAAAAUUCCCCUCAGAUAAUAUAAAUGAAAAUUCUUCUUUCUCAGUUUUAGUGAAUGUAAACAAAAAAAAAAUUUUUUAUACAUAUCAAAAUAAGUCAUUUCCACGUAGUAUCUUUUUAUAUAGUCAUUUUUACCUAAACAAAAUAUUAAAUUAAUAUUGUUAAACAUAAUAAUGAUAAAAGUUUAAUGAAUGCAAAAUAGCGAGAAUUCCAUAUUUGAAGACUCCCAUAUAGUAUAAUAAAAUAAUAUAUUAUAAUAUAAUAUAUAUAUAUAAAAUAAUCUACGAACAAUAUGGUUGUAUCGAGGAAUUCAGGUUGACUCAAUCAUUUAAAAUUAAGAAACAAAAAAUUUGAAAAAAAAAUAAAUUAAAAAUUAAAAAAAAAUAAAAUAAAAAUAUAAAAUAAGAGAAAUAAUAAUUAAAUAGAUAAUUAAAUAAUGUAUAAUAACAAAAUUUCAAUAUAAAAAUUAUUUUAAAAAAAUAAUAAUAAACAAAAUUUUCAAAUUAUCAAUAUUUCUCAUGAUUAUAAUAAUUAUUAUAUAGUCAAGAAUACUAUAUAUUAAAAUUAUAGCUAAUAACAUUUCAUAAAAUGAAAUGUAAUAAUAGUUAAUAAUUAUUAGUUAUUAAAUAAAUUUUAAUAAAUUUAUUAUUAUUACUUCGUUAAUUAAAAAUUAAUAACUUUUUUUUCAUGAUUAGAUGUGCAAAUUCUGGAUUAAAAAAAAAAUCUACAAAAUUUGUAAAGUUUUUUUAUUGUUAUAAAUUUCGAAAAAUUCCAAUUAGUACCUAAUGUGUAAUAAAUAAUAAUAAUAAUAAUAAUAAUAAUAAUAAUAAUAAUAAUAAUUUAAGAUUGAGUCAACCUUCAUAAUUUGAUGACGAUUUUUUCAAAUGAACAAAAUCGAAUAUCAAUAAUAAUAACGUUUGUGUAAUGCUGCAACGUUGCGCUGCCUUUCUCAAUGAAAAAAAAGGGAAAAUUACAAAGAUCGUAUAUUAAAUGCUACAAUACAUUUUAUAUAAUAUAUACAAUAUACAAUAUAUAGUAUAUAAUAUAUAACAUAUAUAUAUAUAGAUAUAUACAUAUACAAAUAACCAAAAUAAUAUAGUAACGCCUUAUCUUCGUUAAAAAAAAACGGCGAAGAAACGAAGGUUUCGAUGUAUAUUAUUAUUUGUAAAAUCUAUGUACGAAGUUAUGGUUUUAACCCUUUUAAAUGUUUACUGUACGAUAAAUUAUUGUAAAAUAGUCGUUGGACAAAUAAAGAUCGUUUUUCCUAUA